UCUUAACCACGAUGAAGAUUGCCAUAGAUUUUGACGAUGUGAUUAGUAGUACUAAUAGAGCUGUGUGCCAGUGGCAUAAUAGGGUAUACGAUACCGAAUGGACAAUAGAUGAUUUUCACUACUAUCACUACUGGAAAAAUCCUGGCUGGGGAAACGCACAGGAGACCUUCAAAAAAGUAACUGCAUUCUACAACGACAAUAAUGGUUUAAAUGCCACACAACUAGUUACAGGCGCAAAAGAAGCUCUCUUAAAGCUAAAAUCGGCCGGACAUGAUCUCAUCAUCGUUACGGCAAGGAAUGACAAUCAAAGGGAGAUGACACGUAACUGGUUAGACCACCACUUAGAGGGUUUGUUCGAUAAGCUUUACUUUACCGGUCAAUUCACGAGAGAUGGUGACUUGGAGGCUGAGAAUGAGGAUAAUGAGGGAAUUCCGACGAAGAAUGACCAGACACAUCUCUCAAAGGCAGACAUUAUUGAUAGAAUUGGUGCGCAUUUGUUAGUUGACGAUUCAAUUGAAAAUGCAUUCGGAUGCGCUAACCACGUUCGUAAGAAUGGUGUGUUAGCCGGUAAACCAAUACGUACAUUACUGCUCUCUCCUAUACCACCAUCGGAUGGCAUACCUAUCUGGCAUUACCCUUGGAAUGUCGAGUUAUCUAAACAGGACACGGAAGAAGACGCUUUGUCAUACGACGAGCGCAAAAAGCGCGGAUUACCAACUGGUGAAUCAAGACAACCAACGAAUUUACCAUCAACUAUCAAGAGAGUCACCAGUUGGGAAGACAUUAUUAGGAAGAUAGACGAGUAUGAUACUCAUUUACACUCAAAUGCAGCAACUAUAGAGGCAUCGGAAAGAGCACAUCCACAUUCAAUCCAAGUACAGGCGUAGCUUUAUGCGGAUGAUUGUAAAAAAUACAUGUAUUUCAAACUUAUGUCUAUACAUAUCCUUGGAGUGCGGCAACCUCAGCAUUCAUAACAGAUGAAGUGGCUGCACCAAUUUGUACAUUGUUCGCGAGAACAACAAAUUUAAUGUCGAAUAUACUAUCCUCUCUUACUCUACCGACGUUGACACCAGCACCAUUUUGGUGGUCUCUGUCUAAUCUUGGUUGAGGUCUGUCUUCUUCUUCAUGAACAGUGAUGACUUGAGCAGGUGCGGAUGGUGCACCUACUGAUUGAGCAUCACACUUGUAGUUCUUGAAAGCUUCCAUGACUUGUUCAGGUGUUGGCUUGUUUGGUGAUGCAAAUUUUACUGAUGCGCAUACCAUAUGUCCAUCAAUAACAGGUACUCUGUUACAGCUUGCAGAAACCUUCAAUGGUGAUGCUUGGUGAUACUCGAAUGAUUUCAUAUCUGGGUUUAUUCCACCUAAAAUUUUGUAUGUUUCCCAUUCCAUUUUGUCCUCUUCACUACCGAUAUAUGGAACGACAUUGUCAAGAAUAUCCAAGCUAGGAAGACCUGGGUAACCACUACCUGAGAUUGCUUGUAAGGUUGUGGCUUGUACCAAUUCGAGUGGACCGAAAGAUUUCUCGAGAGCUGCUAAUGGAACGACCAGAGCGGUGGUUGAACAGUUAGCGUUUGCAACGAUGUAACCUUUUUUUAAACCUAAUGGUUCUUGUUGUGCUGGAAUAAUUUUGUAGUGAUCUGUGUUGAUGAGUGGUACAACCAGUGGUACUAAUGGAUCACGGCGGUAAUUCUUUGCAUUUGAGAAAACAGCAACCUGUGCUUCACGGAGACCUGAUUCUAUGGAUGACUGUUAAGUUUGUUUUCUCUGCUAGGAGCCACUCACCAAUAGGACCUGCAACGUCAUGAUCCAAUCCAGAGAAGACGAUAUCACAGUCUUUGAAGUUCUCUGUUGUGCACUCUUUAAUGAUGACGUCUUUGACGGAUUCUGGGAUUGGCUUGGAUUGUUUCCAACGUGUUGCUUUAAUGUAUGGCUGGCCAGCAGAUCUGGAGGAUGCGCCAAGAGCGACGAGCUUGAAGAAAGGAUGGUUGUGCAAAUGCAAAAUGAAUCUUUGACCGACUGUACUGUUUAUUUAUUGUUAGAUUCUACAUAAGCUGGC
Molecule: messenger RNA, 2056 nt
Organism: Wallemia mellicola CBS 633.66
Lineage: Eukaryota; Fungi; Basidiomycota; Wallemiomycetes; Wallemiales; Wallemiaceae
Exons: 4
Coding region: 12-887 (291 amino acids)
Source: RefSeq, a predicted model, not a curated record